UCGAUAUUCACAAAGGAUAUGGAAAGAAAAUGUAUAAAAAUUUUGCUGCUUAAGAAAAAUCUUUCCAUUUAAUAAGUAAAAUAAGAAUGUUUUUCAAUUCUUAAAUCAAUUUGAAACAAUAAAAAGUGCAAACAAAAAAAACCUUAUAAUGGAUUUCCCACAACAAAUCGAAGUUUUGUUACAUCCAAUAAUUCCCAUAAUAAACAAUAAUUAGUGACAUACUCAAAAUUAAAGAAAAUAAAACAUAAACAAACAAAACAAAAUAAGAAAAUACUCACUUCUCUUCGAUUCACUUAGAAACUCUCGCCGAGACGCCCAUGACCUAUGAUGUAGUCAUGGAAUCUCUUUUCGAACGCAAACACACCAAACUGGACAGUACAUUGUCAUCAACAACAGCAUUAUCAUCGGCUGAUUUGAAAAUGUCAUCCAGUUUGGGUAGUAACUUAGAAGAUACCACACCUAGUGACUCUGGAGUACAGACACUAGACUCUGAAUCAAGUAGUGAACUUAUGAUCGAUUCAAUAACCUCACAAACUGGGUUUGAUUUUGAAGAUUUGAAACCACUUGUUGAAUCUGAGCUGCAUUCAAAUCAAUUGCCGGAUCUAGUUCCGAAUCAGCUUAAAGCUGGACAAAUCAUUCGUAGUGAUAUGGAAAAUUCAAAUGUGUCAGUUUUGAAUGGCGAUGAUGUUAUGACUACAAGUAAUUGCUCUACAUUUGAUGGGGAAAAUAUAGUCUAUCGUCGACGAAUCAGAAAGCCUCAUACAACAACAAAAACGCCCAAAAAGAGGGUCUCAUUUCAUGAAGAUAUCUUAAAGAAUACUCGUACAGAUAAUAUUCACAUUGAGCACGGUUUUGUUACAUACAAAAACGGAAGAAAGGCUGCUGCAGCUUCUUCAAUGGCCGGUCGUUACUCAUGGUGCUCAGAAGGUGACGCUGGUGGCUCAGAACUAUGCAAUCAGGAGCCCGAUGACCCUGAACGUCGAGUUGUUUACCGAAAUGCUUGCUCAGAUGUUCUCGAUUAUGGAAACUCAGAUAUUUAUGAGAACAAUGACAGCAACUAUUUAAAGUACGAUAACUCCGGUGUCUUUGAGUAUCAUCCCCAGCAUGCUCAAAAACAAAAACAUAAACAACCCGAACAGGCAGCAGCCAUUGGCAAGAAUGAUGUAAAACUGUAUAAAUGCUCCUGUUCAAGUUCCAACUCCAGCUUGGAUUCUGAUGAAAUGGAUAAGAACUCAAACAGCCGAUCCAACUAUGCUCAGGCAAAAUCUAACUCAUGUGAUUGCAUUGGUAUGAAUCACACCAACAACAACUUUAUAAAUGACAAUUGCUAUUUUUCCGAACCAAAUAUUGAUAAUUUGAAUGAGGGUAAAUCUGUUUGGAAUAAGGAGAAAAGACCAAAGACUAGUUGCUUAAAGAAAACCAAGCGUCAUACUAACAUCAUUCACGAGCAGGAUCUCAAUACAAAAGUUAAGAAAUUUAACGUACACGACAUGAACAAUCUUAUUGAUAAUAGCAAAAUGAUAUUUGGCUCUUUGAAGAGCAUUUUUGCUAUUCCUCUGCCAGAGCGCGGGGUUCCAGAGGGUUCUGAAGAUUUGCAAUCAGUUUACGAGUGUAUUCCUGAAGCUGAUGGAUUGGUAAGGAGUUUCUCGCCCAUUCGAGCAAAACCAUUUUUAAGUAAGAGUCUUGAUGGAUCGAAGGACAAAAAUAAGUCAAAAUUCGUGCACAAUGUUGAUCAGCAAUUGCGUCGCAAAAACGAAGAAGAUAUGUUUGCACCAACUCGACAGAAUAGUGCCGAUGAUAAGCCGGCAAAUAAUGAUGACGAAUCAAACGACGAGCUAGAGCAAAAGAUUCAAGACACCCCAGAGACACAAGCUGUUGGCGGAAUGACCCAGUUUCGUAACAAAUUCAUUAUUAAUUGCGAAAGUACUGUAUUCGAGCACACAGGAGUGUCUUAUACUUUCGAAUCGUACGGUUUGGAUGGUGAUGGUAGUCAAACUGAUGCUGCAAAUUCAGUUGCUCAGAGCACUCCUUUAGCACAAUCAGAUCAAGAAAAAGGCGCCUUUAUGUCGGUGCCAAAUGUUAAACAAACAUUUGCUAACAUAUUUCGAACUUUGAAAGAGACAGCUACUUCUCCAACUGCAAAGAAAGAAGAUUUUGCUAGUGCAAUUGUUGGAAGCGCAGGAGCAGUUAAAGAUCAAGAACCGGUUUUGGUGAAUCCUAAAUCAGCAGUUACAACAACUCCCAGUGAACCAUCUGACACGAAAUCAAUGUGCUCUGAUAUGACAUCAUCAACUUCAUCUUGGCAAAAAUCUGGACGCUUGUCACCAGUUACUAGUGCUUCUAGUAACAAGAAUGAAGUGCGAAGCAGUGUGGAAAAGCAGAACCGACAUUUACCUUCGCCUAUGAAAAAACGAGCGGGUGGAGCAUGUGCUCUCACUACAGUACCCGCCCGUUUUGAACAUCCAAACCGAAUGAGCCCAGAUUUAUUUAAUCUGUAUUCAGGAAGUCGUGGUGGUUGUGGACGUGAUUCAAAAAGCACAAUUCUGAGUGAAGAAUUCGACGAUAUAUUAACCAUAACUACAGACACGGAUAAGAAUGAAAGUGAUAUAGUAAUUGUUGACUAUCCAGAGGCUUCAACGAGUGACUAUACGCCACCAAAUAUUCAAAACAACAAUCUACUUAAACCUCAAACCAAAACCAGUCUAAUCAAUCGAUUUUUGAGGAAUGUUACUCAAAAGAAAAUAAUUGAAACAACUAUAAGAAAGAAUAAUUUCUUUGCUGGCAAAAUUAAGAAUGAGCAAAAACUUUUUUCGGGAAAUCUAUACGUGAAGGGUGUCAAGCCUAAGAAUAUCGAUUUGAUUGAGGAUUUAAAUGCAGAAAUUGCUAUGGAAAUUGAAAUGUCUGCUGCGAAUUCACCACGUCGUGAAUUAGUUGGCAUGGAAGCUGGUCUCCCAGGCGAUAUUUCUCGUUUUGAAUUGGGAAUAGGUGAAAUUUCUAUUGAUAUAUUCAAUGGAAAUUAUUUACAUAUUCUUAGAAAUGAUAGAGAGAUUUUAAUGAAAGUAUUCAAGUUGUACACUGGUUAUAGUAGGGAAGGAUUUAUGACUCCAGUAUUGGUAUUUCUGACUGAUAAGACUUUGUAUGUAGCCGACUUAGUGCGGAAUAGAUUGUGCAGCAAAUUUGUAUUGCCCUAUUCCGAGUUGGAUGUUAUAUUGAUGGGUCCGUAUGGAAACACAGUGUUGUUGAGUAAUUGUGAUCGUGACAUGCAACAAGUUCUUUUGGCCGGUGGGCCAUAUCCUGCGGAUGGUUUAGUAGCAAAUUUAGAGCUAUGUGCUCGUCGUGGUGGAUCUAUUCUUCCAGCUGUUGGGCAGCUUACCCUGCAGCAUUUAUCGCCUCUUCAAGCAUUUGUCCGUGAAAAUUCUUCUGUUACCAAGGAUGAUAUUUGGAUGUAUUACGCAGUUAUUAACAUCCCAGCUGGUACAUUAGGCAUUGAAGAGGAACCUCUAGGACCGCAUGUAAAAGGAUUCCUCAUGCAUAGGCGCAUAAGAGAACAUGCCGUGAAUGCUAGAGAAUCAUGGCAUCCUGGAUAUUUCUUACUCAAGGCUGGAGUUUUGUACAUGUUCCACGAUUCUACUCAAAAACUACCAACAUGGGCUAUGGCUUUAGCAGAAUGUCAAGGAGCUAGACGUUCUCUCAAAGCUGGGCGUCCGCAUUGCUUUGAAAUUUUACUUCGAAAUCAGUUGCUGCAAUUGGCUGCUCCUGAUGAGUAUGUAGCAUCCGAAUGGCUUCAAGCUCUACUGCAAUCGGCCAGUGGGGUGGGUCUCUUUGAAAUGCAAGAAAAACACAAAACACUCGGUUGUUCGUUGAUCGUGACACAAAAUCACUUGAUUACUCUACGUGAAGAUUUCUCAGCACCUUUAAGACAGAUGAACAAGAGUCCCAAUAAGAGUAGCACAUUGCAAGAUAGAAAGUCUUCACCGCUCAAAGAAGUUUUUGAAGCAAAUGUUAAUGACACAAGUAGUGUUAUAAGUUCUGCUAUGAGUACACCAACCAGAAAUACAGGUCGCUCAAAUUCUUCACUUAAUUCGACUCCAACUCGGUUGUCACAAACAUCACAAUCUACAAUCACAACAUCAACAAAUUCAAAACAUCAUAGACCAAGUUUGGAAGAAACUAGUUCAACAAAUAUGAGCAGUGUUUAUGGAAAGAACUCUGGAAUUGAAAUACUAACUUGUGCUGAUAUUAAAGAAAUGACUGGUAUUAAGAUUCCAUCGCAUAAUGAUACCUGGUGGUGUGUGUUGGAAUUUUCUUGUCAAGAAGUUCGUGAGAGUUCAGAUGAUUUAGUUAUAUUUUUUGCUAGUAGUUCAGAAAUGCAAAGAUUUUUACGGAUGUUGGAACAUUUGUGGCAGGCUAAAAAUAAUGAUCUAUUCCCCAUAACGGUGCUGGACGAAGACGAUAGCGUAUCCGAGCAGUGUACUGCGCUAUAUAUGGAUAUUCAACGUUCAUGGGAACCUCUUCUAUCUGCAGCCCUUGGCUAUCCGUUGUAAGAAAACAAAAUGUACGCAUAAGUGCUAAAUAUUAAUGAUUGGUGGCUAUUUUUCCAUAUUUUUGCUACAGAAGCACAUACAUAUAUAAAUUUAAUAAUGAUCUAGACUAGAAUUAUUCUUCUCUCUAAAAAAACAAAACUAUGAUACAUAUAUAAAACUAUUAUGUAAUAUUUAAUUAUUAUUAUCUAUUGGACUUCAAUAGCGAGCAAUUUUUUUUUUUAUAUUUUUUUCAACGAGGUAAAUAACAUUUGCCUUAGUUGAUAUUUUUGUGAUAUUUACUUUCCUAGAUUUUAUUUUUUCCGCUCUCUAUUGUUUAUAUAACAACAAAAUUGUGAUUAUAAAUAUUAUUUACUAUUUAGUAGAAGAAAAGAAAAAAAAAAUACUUUCCAACAUGUCUGGUACAUUUUUAUUGAAAGUUAAAUUAUUUUUUUUUUAAGAUAAUAAUUUUAUUUAAUUUUUUUAUUUAUGAAACAAAAUGAUUAAUUUCAAUAUAAAACAAAAUAUAUAUUGUAAUAGUUUUGAUGGUUUAUUUAUUUACUAUUGAAUGGAAAUGAAAAGUUUCAUCUAAGCGUGUAUUUAAAGGUGUUUUGUAUGGCAGUAUUUUUUUUUUUGCGUAAAAUUAAGUUUAACAUUUACAUAGGUGAUUGUAAUUAAUUUCAUUUUAACAUUCCUUUUAUGUUUUAACAAUUUAUUAAAACACGUUUGUACAAAAAGCACAAACCAUUCUAUUUAUGUUAUAUAUGUUCUAAUUUUUUUAUGUACAUUUUAUCAUGUUUAUAAUUAUAACAUUUUGUAUAGAUUUUUAAGAAUGUGCAAAAUUAAAGAAAUAACAAAUAUUAAAAAAAAAAAAUAGAAACAGAAAACAUAUAAGUGUAAUGGACUUGAAAA
Episyrphus balteatus (marmalade hoverfly) is the source of this 5432-nucleotide messenger RNA. RefSeq lists its product as uncharacterized. Gene Ontology annotation, molecular function: kinesin binding. The record is from RefSeq and is a predicted model, not a curated record. The transcript is spliced from 8 exons. Gene Ontology annotation, cellular component: endosome membrane. Lineage: Eukaryota; Metazoa; Arthropoda; Insecta; Diptera; Syrphidae. Gene Ontology annotation, biological process: lysosome localization; regulation of protein localization; positive regulation of membrane tubulation. Bases 318 to 4544 code for a protein of 1408 amino acids.